Molecule: messenger RNA, 2784 nt
Organism: Prosopis cineraria
Lineage: Eukaryota; Viridiplantae; Streptophyta; Magnoliopsida; Fabales; Fabaceae
Product: pentatricopeptide repeat-containing protein At4g21065-like
Exons: 1
Coding region: 227-2611 (794 amino acids)
Biological process (GO): RNA modification
Molecular function (GO): RNA binding; zinc ion binding; protein binding
Source: RefSeq, a predicted model, not a curated record
GCUUCUCACUCUUGUUCCUUGCCAAUACUCUUGCGUCUGAAAGAGAAUAAUAGUAUUCCAAUUCCCUUUUGCAUCCAAAAAUCAAGCUGAUUCAACAAGUACCCUCCAGUCUCCUCCUUCCAACCCUGCAUGAAACGUUGCUAUACCAAACAUGUAGUGUUGAUAUGUAAUUGGACGUGUGAGUGUCUUAUAGGUUAAAUCUCUCUUGUCAGUUUUCAACCUUGCGAUGUUCAUCGGCAAUUCUCACCUUUCUGCUUCACUCCUCCCUUCCUUGGUUCAAAAAUUUCCAAAGCUUUCUCACUCUCCCACUUUGAAUUCCACUCAAUCCCCAUCAAACGUUUCUCUCACCCUCCAUGAAUUUCACCCCGAUUUAGAAGAAACCCAGCAGAUCCAUGCCCACUUGAUCAAAACCUGUUUCAAUUCCAGUGAUCAAAUCCCUUUUACUGCACUUCGUAGUUACUCUAGUUAUUUAUCGCUUCACAGUUUCCUGCUGACCUCUUACAUCAAGAACAGUUGCCCCGUAGAAGCUGUGAAGAUCUAUGCCCAUAUGCGUAGAACUGACUCAGAACUGGACAAUUUCCUCGUACCGUCAGUACUCAAAGCUUGCUGCCUAAUUUCUUCUAUCCUGCUAGGGAAAGAGAUACACGGUUUUGCGGUGAAAAAUGGAUUUGAUGGGGAUACUUUUGUUUGUAAUGCCUUAAUCCUGAUGUACAGCGAGUGUGGAAACCUAAAGCUUGCACGCCUGUUGUUUGAUAAAAUGGUGAACAGAGAUGAUGUUUCUUGGAGUACCAUGAUUUGGAGCUACAGUCGAAGUGGGCUGUGUGACGAAGCGUUGGAUCUUCUUAGAGAAAUGCACGCCCAUGGAGUUAAGCCUAGUGAGGCUGCAUUGAUAAACAUGGUUGCUGUCUUUGCACAAUGUGCAGAUUCAAAAUUGGGUAAAGCCAUGCAUGCUUAUGGAGUGAGGAAUCAGAAAUGUGAGAAAUCUGGAGUUCCUCUUACAACUGCUUUAAUAGAUAUGUAUGCUAAAUGUAACACUAUAGCUUAUGCAAGAAGACUCUUUGACGGGUUUUCUGAGGCUGGGAUAGUGUCGUGGACUACUAUAAUUGCAGGAUGCUUUCAUUGCAAUGAUUUAAAUCAAGGGGUUAGAUUUCUUGCCAAUAUGUUGAAAGAGGGUCUGUUUCCAAAUGAGAUUACACUGCUCAGUUUUUACAAAGAAUGCGGAUUCAUAGGAGCUCUGGGACUUGGCAAGUGGUUACAUGCCUUUACUUUAAGAAAUGGAUUUAACAUUUCCCUGGUUCUGGCUACCGGUCUGAUUGAUAUGUACGGAAAAUGUGGUGAUUUUGGAAGCGCAAGAUCCGUUUUUGAUAGCGUUACUAACAAAGAUUUAACAAUGUGGAGUGCUAUGAUUUUUGCUUAUGCACAAUCCAAUUGUAUAGACCAAGCUUUUGACACCUUUGUCCAGAUGACUAGUUGUGGAAUAAGACCAAAUAAGGUGACCAUGGCUAAUCUCCUUUCGUUAUGUGCAAAAGCUGGAGCCCUUGAAAUGGGCAAGUGGGUUCAUGCUUACAUAGACAAGCAAGACAUUAAAGUAGAUAUGAUUCUGGAAACUUCUUUGGUGGACAUGUACGCCAAGUGUGGUGACAUAGAUGCAGCUUACCAGCUGUUCACUAAAGUCACUGACAGAGACAUACUGAUGUGGAACACUAUGAUAUCAGGUUUUGCGAUGCAUGGCUAUGGCAAGGAAGCAUUAGAACUCUUGAGAGAAAUGAAAAGACUAGGAGUCAUCCCUAAUGACGCCACAUUUAUUGGAGUUCUUCAUGCUUGUAGUCAUGCUGGACUUGUGCUGGAAGGGAAGAAACUCUUUCAGAAAAUGGUCCUUGAAUACAAUUUAGUUCCAAAGGUCCAGCACUAUGGCUGUAUGGUAGACCUUCUUGGUCGAGCCGGAUUUCUUGAUGAGGCUAAGGAACUAAUUAGCAGCAUUCCCAUGAGGCCAAACAUGGUUGUGUUAGGAUCUCUACUAGCUGCAUGUAAAGUCCACAAAAAUCUCAAACUUGGGGAAUGGGCUGCUGAACAGUUUCUUUCAUUAGAACCUGAAAAAUGUGGCUAUAAUGUUCUAAUGUCAAACAUAUAUGCAGCAGAAAAUAGAUGGGAUGAUGUUGCUGGUAUAAGGAGAGCCAUGAAGGAUGUGGGAAUUAGGAAAGAACCGGGGAUCACAACCAUUGAAGUGAAGGGCUCAGUUCAUAACUUUGUAAUGGGAGAUAAGGCGCACCCAGCAGCUGAGAAAAUUUAUGAAAUGAUAGCAGAGAUGAGAAAAAAGCUAGAAGAUGCUGGAUACACACCAGAUACAUCUUCUGUGCUGCAGAAUCUUGAUGGGGAAGAGAAAGAAACGGCACUGAAUUAUCAUAGUGAAAGGCUGGCUAUGGCAUUUGGUCUUGUAAGCACAGCUCCAGGUGUUCCAAUUCGAUUAGUGAAGAACCUUCGAAUUUGUAAUGACUGUCACGCUGCAACGAAGUUGUUGUCCAAGAUUUAUGGGAGGGUGAUAGUAGUAAGGGAUCGCAAUCGUUUUCAUCACUUCAAAGAAGGAUCUUGUUCUUGUAUGGACUAUUGGUAGGAACAGUAAAAAUGAGACAGGGCGCAUCAGAAAUUACCUCGUUCGUGGAUGUAGCACAAUGAUCGCCACUCGUCAAAAUCUCUGAGAUGAGCCUUAAUUAUUCAUUUACGCCUUUGUAAUUACGUCACCUAUUCUAUGGCUGGUUGUGAAAUACAUCUUAUAAAUUUUUGAGA